Panthera uncia (snow leopard) is the source of this 1281-nucleotide messenger RNA. RefSeq names its product apolipoprotein B mRNA editing enzyme catalytic subunit 2 (gene APOBEC2). The record is from RefSeq and is a predicted model, not a curated record. Gene Ontology annotation, cellular component: cytoplasm; nucleus. The transcript has 3 exons. Gene Ontology annotation, molecular function: cytidine deaminase activity; RNA binding. Gene Ontology annotation, biological process: cytidine to uridine editing. The coding region runs from base 160 to 870 and encodes 236 amino acids. NCBI's taxonomy places the organism in Eukaryota, Metazoa, Chordata, Mammalia, Carnivora, Felidae.
GGAGGUGAGAACACUAAGCCUGGCCUGCCCAGUGCUCUUCCCGUCGUCCCCAGGCAGAUUUAGCUGCUGACAGCUGCUUGGGCCUCUGCCGCCAGGCCCUGGCCCGGGAAACUCACCACCUCUCCCCUUUCUCAGUGACUGCGGAGCCACAGCCCCUCCAUGGCCCAGAAAGAAGAGGCCGCUGCGGCUGCUGCGGCCGCUGCGGCUGCUGCGCCCGCCGCACCCGCUGCACCCGCCUCCCAGAACGGUGAGGAUCUGGAAGAUCUGGACGACCCUGAGAAGCUGAAGGAGCUGAUUGAACUGCCUCCCUUUGAGAUCGUCACAGGGGAGCGGCUGCCCGUCAACUUCUUUAAGUUUCAGUUCCGAAACGUGGAGUACAGCUCCGGGCGGAACAAGACCUUCCUCUGCUACGUGGUGGAAGCGCAGGGCAAGGGGGGUCAGGUGCAGGCCUCCCGCGGGUACCUGGAGGACGAGCACGCCGCCGCCCACGCCGAGGAGGCCUUCUUCAACACCAUCCUGCCGGCCUGCGACCCGGCCGUGCGCUACAACGUCACCUGGUACGUGUCGUCCAGCCCCUGCGCCGCCUGCGCCGACCGCAUCGUGCGGACCCUCGGCAAGACCAAGAACCUGCGCCUGCUCAUCCUGGUUGGGCGCCUUUUCAUGUGGGAGGAGCCCGACGUCCAGGCCGCGCUGCGGAGGCUGAAGGAGGCCGGCUGCCGGCUGCGCAUCAUGAAGCCCCAGGACUUCGAGUACGUCUGGCAGAAUUUUGUGGAGCAGGAAGAGGGCGAGUCCAAGGCCUUUGAGCCCUGGGAGGACAUUCAGGAAAACUUCCUGUACUACGAAGAGAAGCUGGCGGACAUCCUGAAGUAGGCCCACCGGGCCCAGCCUCGCGUCUGCCUGCUGCCACCAGGAGACAGCAGUGACAUGUAUGGCCAUCUGGGACAUGUCUGACUUCCUAAUACCACUUGAGCUGGACAACAUUGGACACCAACCAAUCCUUCUGCACAGGCCCUCCAAGGACUCUAAAUAUACUGCUCAUGCUGUAAAUCAUUUAAGCCAUGGCUCUCUCUAAGGCUGCUCUUGGGAAAAGUGAGUUGCAAGGAAAAUGACAACUGUAUAUGGGCCGCAGGCAUCUGUGGGGCUGAGGGGCCUAAUUAUUCCCCCAAAUGGGUUGCUUUGAGGCAAAGAGGCUCAGACCCAAGGUUUGUGCAGAUCUUUGAAAUAUGUCCGGAUGUGUAUUUGUUUUUUUUUUUUUUUAAAGAAAGAUAGCAACAUUAAUAA